AUGGAGGCUGAUUCUGAUACCGAUUCCGACACUGAGACCGAUACAGAUGAUGCCGAUUCAGAUACUGGUACCGACACAGAUGCUGACACCGGCGCUGACGCCGAUGACAAUGACAAUGACAAUGACGAUGCCGAAUACGAUGCUGAGGAUACUGAUGAAUGUGCUGAUGAAUGUGCCGCUGAAGAUGCCGACGGCGAUACUGUGACUGAGACGGACACUGAUUCUGAGCUCGACUCUACGGGCGACGCAGACGACUCACCCGAAACCGCAUACGAACUUGGUUGGCUUACCACACUAGAAGUAUGGACGACAGAGCUAGAUGGUGCAGGCUUAGAACUUUCAGCCUCACUAGCAGAGCUCAUGGUUGUGGAUAAAGAAACCAACUCCGUUGUGACCUUUCCGACAGGGCAAUUAGUUACAGUUGGCGCGCAAGAUGUCACAGUGUAG
Messenger RNA from Hypoxylon trugodes, 447 nucleotides. RefSeq lists its product as uncharacterized. NCBI's taxonomy places the organism in Eukaryota, Fungi, Ascomycota, Sordariomycetes, Xylariales, Hypoxylaceae. Bases 1 to 447 code for a protein of 148 amino acids. The record is from RefSeq and is a predicted model, not a curated record. The transcript has a single exon.